AUGUCUUUGCUUGUAGUCCCCAAAAGGAUCUUGCUCCUCGUCAAAUCAGUCAACGCCGCAGCGAAGCUUGGCACUCGCGCGCUGAUUGGGAAGGCAGUGGUGAUACGUACAACCGCGUCUGUCGCCACGACCCCGAGCUUCAACGUCAUCCGUCAAUCUCACACCGUGUUCUUGGAAGGAGCUGGACGCGCCAGCGAUGUCGAGAUUGCUGGCUCCUUCAGCCACUUCUGGAACGCCUGUCUGCGAAUGUUCAUCGGCUCCGUGAACCGAUUGGGUCCGGCGAUAUUUGGCCUCGAGAUCAAUGAACUCAACCAGACUUCUCGAGUCAAGAACCUAGCACUGCUGGAACUGUGUACCCUUGCGAAGGAUUUGCCACAGCUUCAGGCAGUAGCGGGGUCUUUCGAUGACGCUCUCUCUGCUGAAUACGCCACUAUCAACAAGGCUAUAUGGGGCAUCGACAACAACCUCAUGUUCCUGAACGCGCAGGAUGCGACAUCGACCAAGGAUGUCAGUGGCACUUCCUACUCCCUCGAGACUACCGCCGCGGUCAUGAAGGAUGCCGCCGACCACACGAACACAUGGAGGGCGAUUUCCAUACCAUCAUCAGUCCGAAGAGCUAAGCCAGACUACUACAUGAUCUCGAGCGCAGCGUACUAG
Molecule: messenger RNA, 657 nt
Organism: Alternaria novae-zelandiae
Lineage: Eukaryota; Fungi; Ascomycota; Dothideomycetes; Pleosporales; Pleosporaceae
Exons: 3
Coding region: 1-657 (218 amino acids)
Source: RefSeq, a predicted model, not a curated record